Molecule: messenger RNA, 2474 nt
Organism: Synchiropus splendidus (mandarinfish)
Lineage: Eukaryota; Metazoa; Chordata; Actinopteri; Syngnathiformes; Callionymidae
Gene: tmed7
Product: transmembrane p24 trafficking protein 7
Exons: 4
Coding region: 129-770 (213 amino acids)
Biological process (GO): Golgi organization; endoplasmic reticulum to Golgi vesicle-mediated transport; intracellular protein transport
Cellular component (GO): endoplasmic reticulum; Golgi apparatus; endoplasmic reticulum-Golgi intermediate compartment
Source: RefSeq, a predicted model, not a curated record
CCUCCGAGUGGCUGUCCAAUGGACAAAGGAGAAAGGCGGAGCGUCUCCGACUGGCAACCAAUGAGAUUUUACGUUUUGUAUACGUAUUUUAGUAUUAGUCGCAUCCGGGUUAGCGCUGAGUUAUCAGAAUGGACGGAACCUUCCGGCGGAUGCUGCAGGUCCUGCUCGCCCAGCUGCUCUGUGUGUGUGCUCUGGGCUCGGAGCUAACGUUUGAGCUGCCAGACAACGCUAAGCAGUGUUUCUACGAGGACAUCACCAUCGGAACCAAGUGUACGCUUGAAUUUCAGGUGGUGACUGGUGGCCAUUACGAUGUGGACUGUCGCUUGGAGGACCCGGACGGUGUGACGCUCUACAAAGAGAUGAAGAAGCAAUACGACAGUUUCACCUUCACAGCAGCCAAGAAUGGAACCUUCAAGUUCUGCUUCAGCAAUGAGUUCUCAACCUUCACCCACAAGACGGUUUAUUUUGACUUCCAAGUCGGUGAUGACCCUCCACUCUUCCCUAACGAAAACCGGGUAACCGCUCUCACCCAGAUGGAAUCGGCUUGUGUGUCAAUUCACGAAGCCUUGAAAUCAGUCAUCGAUUACCAGACUCACUUCCGUCUUCGCGAGGCCCAGGGGCGUAGCCGAGCCGAAGACCUCAACACCCGUGUUGCAUUCUGGUCCAUUGGCGAGGCCAUUAUCCUCCUAGUGGUCAGCAUCAGUCAAGUGAUCCUCCUGAGGAGCUUCUUUUCCGACAAGAAGACGACGACAACACGUGUCGGAUCAUAACAUCUGGCACAUCUCAUCACUUUCUUCGUUUUUGCCCGGCCUGGUCUGCAUAGAGAAGUUUAGAACAGCAGUGCUGAGAAUGCGCACUCGGCUCUUCAUCAGUCAACACAGUUGUUCUUGAGGACUUUAUGCAAAUGAGUUCGCAGAGUUCAUGUAGUCUCGAAGGGUUUUUGAAAGGUGCACAAGUGACUUGCAGAAAAGCUCUAUUGUGUUGAUAUGCAUAGUCUGUUCAUGCAGCUUCCUGUGUGGUUUUUGGCAAACUUCAUACAUGAGAUUGUUUUUAUUUGCUAUAUUCCUGUUUUAUUGAGAUUCACUCAUUCAUCAGUUUGCGCCUGUUUCACGCACAUUUUCUGGUCAGAGUUUGUAAUAAAGCAAAAAAAGUGGCUAUGUUUAUUCUGGAUUAAAAACUGUAAAACUAUAUUUAUGUUACUAAAUAUUCCUGAUUUCAAUGUCUGAUCCCUCUCACGGCUUUGCUUUAUCAGCUGAUGUAUGCAUAGUUCUCUUGAUUCUGAAAUACAAAAUGUAGGAAAGCCUUUUUAAUACAGUACACACAAAGAUGUCGCUUUUAUAGUUGUGGAACUAACUUAUUUCAUGCUGUCAGCUGUACUAGUUUUGUGAAGCUACCUUCACUGUUUUUUGAACUGGUACUCAAUCCGUCAUGUCUGCAAACUUAUUUCCUUAGCGGCUGAAUUGUUGCUUUCUAAAACAUUUUUCUUGAAUGUAACAACCUGCUCGUCAUUGUCAGAUGUAAUUUCAAAGUUCUUCCUGCAAAGAAUCAUCCACACUCUUAGAAAGGUGUUCACCUCUCUGGAAUACAGGAAUACAACUAAACGUUUGCCUCAUUUCUUUCUGUAUAUCUGUUUGGUCUCAACGUGAAUCCUUCAGUUCACACUAUUGAACAAUGUUUAUAUUUAAACUGAACAUUUUGUAUCACUAUUUCUCACUAAGAUUUGUUAAUCCAGCCCAAAUUUAACUCUUGGAUAUGUGUCAGCAGAUCACUGAAGAGGCUCUGUAACCAGAUUAGCCAUAAAGCCACAAGAUUAGCACCCUUACAUUACCAACAUGACCUGAAAAAAUUCUGCUUUUCAAAAAAAAAAAAAGAAACCUCUUAAUUUAGGAUUUUCUUGCCUAUUUUGUCAUUCAUUUGAUAUCUCUUGUGCUUUGUGAGCAUUUUUACUGUAGGUUGUUGCACUGGAAGAAGACUUUUGGACUUACAUUUGUGCCCUGAUGAAUGUUCUGGUUAAGUUAUUGGGUUUAAUAAAGGAAUAAGCGUUAUGAAAAGUUGAAUUAUUUUUGGUUUCUGAACAGUGUGUAGUCAUGCUGCUUUUUUCCUGUAGGGAGUGAUACAACGCAACCUUGCUCAGCUCUGCAGCCUCAUAUAUUUGAAAUAUGAUCAGCUCCAUAUCUGUCCUCUGAAGCUGUAAAAACGUUGUGUCAUAAAACAAGAACAUUUUGCUUGAAAGCACUCCUUUAUUGCCUCAGUGAGCAAAAUUGAAAUAAGCAGUGUUCACAAGGCAGUCUGAACUUUAUUACACAAACAGUAACCAGUCCCUUCUGUAGCUGUAGAGCUACAUGUUUUUGACCACUUUAGAGUGGCUGUCCUGGCUUUAUAGAAAAACAAAGACAGCACCCUAUAUUCCCUAUUAGAGUAUUUCAUAUGAGAAGUUUCAUAUAGUAAAGAGUAUACCGCGUAAUGUUGCAGUA